Messenger RNA from Aspergillus aculeatinus CBS 121060, 732 nucleotides. RefSeq lists its product as uncharacterized. The record is from RefSeq and is a predicted model, not a curated record. The transcript has a single exon. The annotation marks the transcript as partial. NCBI's taxonomy places the organism in Eukaryota, Fungi, Ascomycota, Eurotiomycetes, Eurotiales, Aspergillaceae.
AUGCGCUUCAUCGCGACUAUUGGCCAGCUGCUCCUCGCCGGAGUAGCUCUGGCACAGAGCAACUCGAGCUGCUCGCCCUCUUCCUCGGAUGCUAUGGUCGUCGAGUACGGCUGGGCGCUCUCGUACUUCCUGGACCGCUACUACAACCAGGUCCCGCUCAACCAGACCUUCCUGCAGAGCGCAACCAACGACUCCGACGCCGAGUACUACCCCAACUUCCAGGGGAUCCAGCGCCUGAACCGCCUGGGGACGCGUGCCGCCCAGCAGCUCGGGUCUAGGAUUUCCGGCUUCACGGCUCCCAACUGCAGCUUCACCUUCCCCAAUGCCAGCAGCGCCGAGAGCUUUGUCGAGAAUGCCUUGACCCUCGAGUCGACCGUCGCGGGCGCUUACAUCGCCCUGGCUGGCUACACCCAGGCUCCUGAGGUGUCCUUCCUGUGGGCCCGUCUGGCAGCUGAGCACACCGCGCACGCCUACUACCUGGCCAGCAACCAGGAGGACAUCCUAUUCCCGGCCAACAGCUCCGGUCUGGUCCCCGCCUAUAGCCCGGCCUAUGUGCUGUCCUCCGGUAGCCAGAAGGGCAAGCUGGGCCGCUACCUCGGCAGCUGUGUCUCAGCGCCUCCCGCACCCUGCGGCCAGACCUUGUUCAUCGGUCCCCUCGGCGCCACCCUGGCUCCCAACGGGUCUGCCAGUGCUGCGGCUGCGAGCUCGGCUUCGCUUUCCGCUUCAGCGACU